GGAAGGCCGGAGCGCGGCGGGGGCGGGGCAGGAAGGGGCCGGGCCGCGGCGGGCGCACAAAGGCCGGUGGCGGCGGGGCCGGGGCCGGGGGGUGUGCGGGGUCGCCAUGGCGCUGUCGGCGCUGCGGGGCUGGGCCAUGGCGGCCGUGGCCCUGCUGGCCCCGGGCGCGGCGGAGCGCAGCCGGCCCUACGCCGUGCUGCAGAAGCAGAACCUGGUGCUGCUGGGCAGCAUCCUCAGCGCCCUGCUCCUCACCAUCAUCCUCAUGGCCGUCUGCGUCUACAAGCCCGUCCGGCGGCGGUAGCGGAGCGGGACCCGGCGGGGGAUGCGGGGGGCGGGGGAGAAACGCUGCCGGUCCCCGCCGGCCCCCCCCCCCCCCCCCCCCCCAGCCCUCCCGUCCCGUCCCGCCGCCUCCCGCCAGCGGCGGGGGAUGCCCCGAUGUCGUGUGUGUGGCUCCAUCGUGACGUCGCUUUCAAGGACAGUACGGCUGGGGGCUGGAAAUCAGCCCCCGGGCCUCGGCGAACUGACUCCCGGGAGCCGCCACUGCUGCAAGCCCGGGUGGGUGCGAGCAGGGGCUGUUCCACGCACGGAUCCUCCCAAAAUGCAGCGUUUCGGCGGUGAUGAUGUGACGCCGCGUGCCGGCGAGCAUCCCCGGUGCGGCGGCGAGCAUCCCCGGUGCGGCGGCGAGCAUCCCCGGUGCGGCGGCGAGCAUCCCCGGUGCGGCGGCGAGCAUCCCCGGUGCGGCGGCGAGCAUCCCCGGUGCGGCGGCGAGCAUCCCCGGUGCGGCGGCGAGCAUCCCCGGUGCGGCGGGACCACAACUGGCCGCGACGCCCGUUCCCAUCAGUGCCAGGAGCCGUCCUGGCGUGGCACAGGAACACAGCUAGACUAACAAGAGCCCUGUCUGUCCAGCCAGCACAUGCACUUGAUGACACCACCAUCUAACUUUGCUUUCUGGUUAAUUCAGCCCCAUGCUUGAGCAGCCUUCAAAAAUAGUCCGAAGGUGAAAGCAGAGCUGUGGGGGUCUGGUACGUGCAGAAAUACCGAAGCGUGAGCAGCCCCCGGUGCGGCCGUGCAGGGACAGGGUUGUCGUUCGUGAUGUGAUUUGCUUUAACUCGUAGCCAAACAGCCACAAGCGGUCUCACACCAAAACAGCCAUGCUGAAGCCGUUACCUACAGGGUCACAGGCGAGAGUUUCCACUUUGUGCUGAACACUCAUCUCCUCACGGGUGGAUUUGUGCUCCCAAACGGGCUACUGCCCACCUGGAAACAGGAGCCUCCCAAAG
This is a messenger RNA of Chroicocephalus ridibundus (black-headed gull), 1280 nucleotides long. It is a transcript of the gene C13H12orf76, whose product is annotated as chromosome 13 C12orf76 homolog. The transcript is spliced from 2 exons. The record is from RefSeq and is a predicted model, not a curated record. Lineage: Eukaryota; Metazoa; Chordata; Aves; Charadriiformes; Laridae. The coding region runs from base 107 to 301 and encodes 64 amino acids.